This is a messenger RNA of Zingiber officinale, 1794 nucleotides long. Its product is annotated as probable carboxylesterase 13. Bases 154 to 1110 code for a protein of 318 amino acids. Gene Ontology annotation, molecular function: hydrolase activity. NCBI's taxonomy places the organism in Eukaryota, Viridiplantae, Streptophyta, Magnoliopsida, Zingiberales, Zingiberaceae. The record is from RefSeq and is a predicted model, not a curated record. The transcript has a single exon.
GAGAGAAGAUAAAAAGGGUGGAAGCGACACGAGUCCCUCGUCAUUCAUUGUUUGCGCAACCCUAGUCGGUCAAAAAGAGCAGGACUUGAAUCGUGAAGAGAGACGACAGAGACGGUCUGUUCUUCUUUCUCCCUUGUGUCGAAGCCAUCGAUCAUGGAUCCCGACUCCGAGGUUGUCUUCGACUUCCCACCCUUUCUCCGCCUCUACAAGAACGGGAGCGUCCAUCGCCUCGUCGGCAACGACUACAUCCCCGCCGGCAUCGAUCCCUCCACCGGCGUCGUUUCGAAGGACGUCCUCAUCGACCCGAGCACCGUCCUCUCCGCCCGCCUCUACCUCCGCGGGCGCUCCGCCUCCACCCGCCGCCCCAUCUUAGUCUACUGCCACGGAGGCGCCUUCGUCAUCGAGUCCGCCUUCUCCCCUACCUACCACACCUUCCUCAACAACCUCGUCGCCCAGACCGACGUCGUCGCCGUCUCGAUCGAAUACCGCCGCGCCCCCGAGCACCCGCUCCCCGCCGCGUACGAUGACGCCUUCACGGUGCUGAGGUGGGUGGCCUCCCACGCAGAAGCAGGCGGCGGUAGCGGCCAAACGUGGCUGGCCGAGCGCGGCGAUUUCGGCCGAUUGUUCCUGGCGGGGGACAGCGCGGGAGGUAACAUUGCGCACAACAUUCUGGUGCGGACGCGGGCGGAGCCGCUUGAGAACGAGGUCAAGGUGGCCGGGUUGCUGCUGAUACACCCUUUUUUCUGGGGCAAAGAGGCGGUGGGAUCGGAGCCAACGGAUCCGGUCUUCCGGCAGUGGCUGGAGACGACCUGGGGGUUCGUGUGCGGAUGGAGCGCCGGGAUUGAGGAUCCUAGAGUGGACCCAUUCCGGGACGAGGCGGCACUGAGGGAAUUGCCUUGCCGACGGGUGCUGGUGAGCAUCACGGAGAUGGAUUGGUUCAGGGAGAGAGGGAAGGAGUACUAUGAGAGGCUGAGGGCGAGUGGGUGGGAGGGGGAGGCGGAGCUGGUGGAGACAGCGGAGGAGGAGCACGUCUACUUCCUGAGCAAGCCCAAAUGCGACAAGGCGUUGGCGGAGAUGGCCCGCUUCGUCGCCUUCAUUGCUCGUGAUUAGUUUGGGUUUUUUUUUUAAUUUUAUUUUUCAUUAUUUCGACUUCUUUCGCUCUAGAAUGAUGAGUAGAAUUUGGUUUGUUAAAUGGACGUUCGUCGUGGAACUUUUUCAAGACCUCGGAACAAAAAAUAAUCCGAUUGCUUUCGAUUCCGACCGAUUUUUGGUCUUCGCUAUUAGAACACGAUGCAAGAAUAAUCCGUUUGCUUUUCCAUUUCUCAGACAUCCUUUCCGGCAAUCGAUGAUCAUGGAUUCCACUUCCAGCCCUAAAAAGUCUUUUCCAGUUCACCGAGAUCACCGCGAUUAGCCAAGGCGAGACGGAGUGGAACGCCUCCAGGAUCGUGCAGGUACACUUUCCUCGACCGCCAUGUGUUCGAUGCUCGCUCCGUGUUUAGAGCGUUAAACUAAGCAUUAGUUAAAAAUUGAUGGUGGUUGACUGGUUGGUGCGUGAGAAGACUGGUGGAUUACCUAAGUGAGACGGUAUCGAAUUUUAUUAUUUUUAUUCUUUCUUGUAAUGGACCCGUGUCGGAAUGUCAAACUUAAUUUUUUUUUUUUUUAAGUUGCGGGAAUUAGUGUAGUGUUCUUAGAUUAAAUCAUCCAUAUUAAUUUGUUGGAGCUGGAACUCAAUCUUUUAUGCGUCUAGGAUUGUAAACUAAUUAAAUCAAAUUAAUUUUUAUAUUUUUGAAUUAA